GAUGCUUACAACAUUCUAUACGAAAAUAUAGCUUCAUCAAGAAAGUGAUUUCCGCCAGACGUUAUCACUACAAGCCUUCCCUUGAAUAUCACGAUGCCACAGAGCUCUUUGUCCUCAUGGCUUCGCAAGCCAGUCGCGACACCUACACCUCAAGCCCUAGCAACACAGCCUGGCAAGCAUAUCGAGUCCACGAAAGCUCCACGCCAACCUCCCAACCCGACAAACGACAGUAUCACCGAACCCACAAUCCACACCACACAGCCAACGAACCAUGACCGAAACAACACCGAAUCUGCUCCUACACCAACAGCCUCCUCCUCCACACGACCUCUCACGCCAACAUCCACAUCAACAUCAACAUCACCCUUCCUCGCCGCCCUCACACCGCCCCUCCCCGCUCUCCCACCCCCCGUAUCCUUCAGCCCCAUGACCAGCUCCUCCGUCCCCGCCUUCCGCCGCCUCAACGCCCUCCUCCUCCCAAUCCCCUACCCACAAUCCUUCUACGACGAAGUCCUCUCCGACCCCGUCACCGCAAACAUCACCCUGCUCGCCUUCUGGGACCCCAGCGUCACAUCCACACCCACAUCCACAACCCAACAGUCCCUCCCGCAACCACCACAACCACCCGUCCUCCUCCGCGACACGCCCCCACAAGGAAGCACCCUCAUCGCCGGCCUACGCUGCCGCAUCUACCCACACCCCUCAGAAACCACCCCGGACCCCACCAGCAACACCAUCUCCAUAUCCACAUCCACAUCCACCACCACCACCGAACCCCAACCAGACCCUCCCUCCUCCACCCGCCCAACCCUCUACAUCUCCACCCUCGUCCUCCUCCCCAGCUACCGCGCCUACGGCAUCGCAACACACCUCCUGCACUGCGUCCUCGCCCGGGCGAUCCGCGCACAUGGCGUCUCCGCCGUCACGGCGCAUGUCUGGGAGGCGAAUGCCGAGGGUCGUGCGUGGUAUAGCGCGCGUGGGUUUGAGGAGGUGGGCUUUGUGGAGGGGUAUUAUCGGAGGUUGAGGCCGAGUGGGGCGGUGCUUGUUAGGAGGAGGGUGCGGGUGGGGGAGUGGGCGGGGGCGAGGGGGGAUGGGGAGGGUGUGUGA
Pseudovirgaria hyperparasitica is the source of this 1107-nucleotide messenger RNA. RefSeq lists its product as uncharacterized. Gene Ontology annotation, molecular function: acyltransferase activity, transferring groups other than amino-acyl groups. Lineage: Eukaryota; Fungi; Ascomycota; Dothideomycetes; Acrospermales; Acrospermaceae. The coding region runs from base 94 to 1107 and encodes 337 amino acids. The record is from RefSeq and is a predicted model, not a curated record. Gene Ontology annotation, cellular component: NatA complex. Gene Ontology annotation, biological process: mitotic sister chromatid cohesion. The transcript has a single exon.